CCGUCUUUACAAGCCUAUAUAUGGAAGCUGAACAUUAUGAUACAACGGACUUUUUCUCUUUAAGUGAUACCAGUUCGCCAUUUGACGUAAUAUUGCUUCUUCAUAAACCUCAUUAAAAAUGUUAAAAUUCUGGUAUUUGAUUGCUUUCUGGACAAUCGUUUCAACGGUAAUUGCUAUACACCGUGACGCCUUAUCCGAGCAUGAAGCUAUUCCUUCUUUAUCCAAGUACCAUCAUCAUGCGAAACAUCGUCAUUCUUCACAUGGAAGUCAUUCUUCACGCGGUCAUCGUUAUCCUCAUGGAUUAGAAAAGCUCUUCGAAGGAAAAAAAAAAGAAGAAAAAACUGUCUGUCAAAGCGAGGAAUGCAAACUAAUCGCUCGAAUAAUAAAGGAUAAUAUAAAUAAAUCGGUUGAUCCGUGCGAAGAUUUUUAUCAAUACGCGUGUGGUAAGUUUGGGGAAAAUAAUCCGAUUCCACCUGGCGAAAACAGUUGGAGUUUCAUUCAGGUGGUGACAAAUAAUCUUAAACGUCAAGUGGAAGAAAUUCUAGAAUCAGAGUCAACCACGGAAGAUUUGUUGACAGUUAAAUUGGGAAAAAAAUAUUUCCGUACUUGUACAGAUCACAAGAACAGAGAACGAAUGGGUCUUGAGCCUUUAGUCACAACUAUGGCAAGAAUUGGUGGUUGGCCGAUGAUAAUGGAACCCGAAGAAUGGGACGAAACCGAACAUAGCUGGCAAAAAGUUGAUGAUUAUUAUGCUAUUCUAACAGGACAUAAUUCACUUUAUAGUAUUGAAGUUUAUGCUUCGCCCUUUGAAAACGACACUUAUACAUUAAUGACAUCACCGCGAAUGCCUCUAGGUUCGAGAACAUGGCAAAUGAAUGAUAAAGGAUCGAGCGAGGAGGAUGAUGAAGACAAUAAAUAUGAGAACAAAGAGGAAAUUGAAGAUUACGAAGAUACUAAAAGCAAUGAGGAUAAAGACAAAGGAAAAAAUUUUAAUGACGAAGAUAGCGAUAGCCAACAACAGGAUAGCCAAGAGAAAGGCAGUAAAGAUGCAGAUUCUGAAGAAUUAAAGAACUCAAAAGAAAAUCGUAAUAUGACAGAAGAGUAUGUUAAUUUGAUUACCGAGAUAGCGAUGGCCGUUGCCAAAACUCGAGGAUUUGAAAUUCCCGAAAAUCGUAUUAAGGCAGAUGUUAAUGACGUUGUAAUAUUUCAGCAAAAGAUAAUGGAGAUCAUUGAUAAUUCCACGAACUAUGAUGAUGAUAUAUCUCUUGGUGAAUUUCAAGAGCUAUAUGAUAAUGCGAGUAUUACUACAGAAACUUCUAAGAUUAAUUUUAUCAGUAAAAUACUAACUUUGUUUGAUGCUGCUAAUAUUAAAAUCGAUGAAGAUUUUCGAUUCAGUGCGAUACUCACAGAUUUCUUUACAGCUCUUAAUUCUUUACUCAAUGAGACACCGGAUCGUGUUAUUAUUAACUACAUUCAUUGGCUUUACAUUAGUCACAUCAUGGACGCUACAACCGAAAAAAUGGAAAUGUUACAUAAUCUUAUAAAAACGGGCAAACAGUCUGAUAAGGAAAUAUUAUCAAAAGAGAAUCGAACUAAAAAAUGUAUAUCGGAAGUAGUAGAAAUGGAUGUCACAGCAUAUGCGUUUGUUAAGAAAUAUUUUCCUGAUGAAAUCAAAAACACGGCAGAAGAAAUGAUCGCAUACAUACAGAAAGAAGUUGAACGUGAAAUUUCUGAAUCAAAAUGGUUAGAUGAUGAUAUUCGUGAAUUUGCUACAGAGAAAGUUCAGAAUAUGAAAAAAAUGGUCGGAUAUCCAUCUUGGUAUUCAAAUACUACGAUAAUGAAAAAUUAUUAUAAGGGACUCGUAAUUGGUCCUUCCUAUUUUGAAAAUAGAAUGAGUUAUAGCAGAUAUAACAAAUGGAAAGAUUUGCGUACUUUAAAAAUGGACUCGAAAUAUGAAUCAAUAGAAGACUACAUUACGCCUCUUAUGUUGAACGCUUUAUAUGCACCAUUUGAUAAUAUGAUGUUUGUAACAGCUGCAGAUUUCCAAAAUCCAUUUUUUGCUAUGUCAAGACCACAUAUAAUAAAUUAUGGUAUUAUUGGAGCUAUUAUGGGUCAUGAAGUUACUCAUGGAUUCGACGAUGACGGACGACUUUACAACAAAAAUGGCAAACAAAUCCAAUGGUUAGACACAAUGGUUUCGGCUUAUAACAAAAGAGUCGAAUGCUUCGUCGAUCAAUAUGAUAGUCUGGUACAAGAAGAAAUACUGAAAGAGAGUGAAGAAUCUACACCGAGUUAUGGUAAUAGAACCAGAAACGAAAAUAUAGCCGACACGAUGGGUCUCGAAGCAUCCUUAGGUGCAUAUCGUAUAUAUGAAAAAGAAAACAAGGGCAAGUCAUCGGAAGUUUUACCAGGGUUGGAAAAUUUAAGCAUGGAACAACUUUUCUUUUUGUCUUACGCUAAUACCUACUGCGAAGUAGUUAGUCCAGAAAGGCUGAAGAAAUAUAAGUGGGAUCAACACAGUACAGGACAAUUACGAGUGCUCGGGCCUAUCUCAAAUUCAGAGAGCUUUGCCAAGUCUUUCAAUUGCCCGGUCGGAAGCCGAAUGAACCCGAAAAGAAAGUGCAACAUUUGGAAGUAACUGGAAAUGGAAGAUGAUAUUUUCCUUGGCUAUCCUUUCGAUCUACCUUAUUUGAUUUAAUCUUGAGAUCAUGAGUUUUUUGUGAAAGAAAUAAAUAAGAUACAAAAAUGA
This is a messenger RNA of Vespula vulgaris, 2749 nucleotides long. RefSeq names its product endothelin-converting enzyme 1-like. The transcript has 18 exons. Gene Ontology annotation, molecular function: metalloendopeptidase activity. The record is from RefSeq and is a predicted model, not a curated record. Bases 119 to 2638 code for a protein of 839 amino acids. Lineage: Eukaryota; Metazoa; Arthropoda; Insecta; Hymenoptera; Vespidae. Gene Ontology annotation, biological process: protein processing. Gene Ontology annotation, cellular component: plasma membrane.